AUGGACUCAGAAAAUUCGCUCCCUGACAGGGGUACGCCCCUACCUUUGCCAAGCAACAUCGAUAGCCAUGCAAUCGACGAUGAUCAACAGUCGCAAGAUCCAGCGCAGUUGCACAAUCCAGCGGAUUCAGAAGGCUUGGCGCAAGAUAGCUCUGACCCGCCACCUCAGAGCAUGACGGACGAAGGUAUGGACCUCUUUGGCCAUGAAAGCUGCAGUCUUCCUAGCUUCGCUGCAGAGGUCCAAGAGGACGACCCAACAUUAUCAGAUGAGUUGACCGAGGCUGACAAGGUCACCUUAGAUUCCAUUGCCCACCAAGCCAUGCUCAGCGCCAGUCUGUCUGACGGGUUGGCAUUGCCCUGGGAGUCUGGCAUCAUGGCAAGCAUCUUUGGCGAUGCACCCCUUGUACAAGAGACCGCACUGCCGAAGGUCUCCCAGGCGCUUGACCCCUCAGAGUUGGGACAGCAAAGUCGGCGUGGACAGGUCGAAGGGCCGUCAAAGCGGCAGAGAACAGAUGUGGGUGGCAAUAGACUCUAUGAGAGAGCUAUCUCCUUCAAGAAUACGCUGACCGACCCGGAAAUGGACCAAGCAAAGUGGAGUCGAGCUCUAGAGAAGUUGUACACCGUAAUGGUGUCUGGGCCGGAGAGCUGCCCGUCGAGCAUCGCCUUCAGCUCGGAAGACGUCGAGAGAAACCUGAGGCAAAUACGCCUACUGUGCGGAGCCAGGAGCCCAAAUACUGUGGCCAAGAGGGCAAAUAGCCUUCUGCAAUUCUGCCUGUGGCACAGAGGGUACUUCUAUAGAAAGCACCCAAUUCCAUUUGUGCAGGGGGACAUCGCUGACUAUGUGUGGGAGAAGCACCAGGAUGGAAUGUCCUACACUGGGCUGACUUCCUUCGUCGAAGCUGUGCAGUUUGGCACACAUGUAUUGGGGCUCCCUGUGGCCGACCCUGAGAGCCCUACCAUUUCGGCCUUUGUAAAAGGCCUCCUUGAUAAAAUGGCUCUCUCCAGACCCAAAAGAAAACAAGCAAGACCGCUCACCGUCCCAGAGGUGACAUUUCUAGAAUCAAUGGUCAAGGAUCAGACAGUGGAUCCCAUCGACAGAUAUGCUGCAGGAGCCUUUCUUUUUGCAGUGUUUGGGCGGUGUCGCUGGUCGGACCUCAGGUAUGUUAGCCAUUUCUUCUUGGAUGUGAACAACAUAGAAGGCAAGACCAUAGGGUAUUUGGAGUUUGCCACUUUUUCGCAUAAGACUGCAGCUCAAGUGGCGAGACAUGGUAUGCCCCUUCCUUUGGUUGCUCCUAUCUGGGGUCUGACAAACCCGUGCUGGGCCUUAGAAUGGUGCAAGCUAGCGAAGGAGGUUGAGCUCAAUUUCGACAACAGUUUCAAGGGCCCUAUCCUGCCAGCACCGGACACGUCAGGGAGAUGGAACAAGAGAAGCGUGUCAGCUUCGGAAGCGACGAAGUGGUUGCUUGAGCUGCUCAAACAUGGGGACUUCAACCUUGAUGAGGUGACUUCGCACAGUCUGAAGUGCACGACGCUCUCUUGGCUUGCUAAAGCCGGAACGGAGCCUCACCACCGUUUGGUGUUGGGCCAUCACAGUACCCAAAAGGGCUCAUUGGAAACAUACUCGCGGGAUAUGUUGGCGGCACCACUGCGUGCACUGGAGGAUGUCCUUCGGCGCAUUCGAGUGGGGGUGCUCCAUCCCGACAUGACCCGAUCGGGACACAUUCAGGAGCCCAACAAGCCAGACUGUGCAGAGAACACCGAAGAUAAUGAAGGCGCCAACAGCUCCUCCUCCUCCGACAACAGUUCCUCCUCUUCUAGCUCAUCGGGAUCAGACUCGGAGAACGAAGCAGCAGAGAACCUGAUCGCUGUAGGACUCAGCUCAGAAGAGGUGCAAGCCAUCCUAGACAAUAAUGUCGUGUCCAUUGCUCAGAUGGCUUUCGCCAUAGCACCCCCUGGGACUUCGCCAACAGAACAGCAGGUCCGAGAUUUCUACCAGGAUCGAACUGCAGUCAACAUGGGCACUAUCACGUCGACUAAGUUGUUGGUCUUCGAGUCUCACACCCUGGUCGUUGCCAACAUCAAAUCCGAAGUUGGGAGAAAGGACGAUGUUAGUUCUCACUGUGUCCUGCCGACAGCCGAAAGAGACAGGCGUGUGCUGGACCAGCAGAGGCAACAAGAGCUGAUUUCUGUUAUGAGGGACAUCCUCACCAGAGGGUUUCUGCCCCGGGCUGAAGGCGAGCGACUGCGCGGCAGAUUGCAAUUUGCCUCAAACCAGUUGUUCGGUCGCCGAUUUAGAAACUGCUUGAAGGACUUGAAUACCCACAUAUCAAGGAGCUUUAGAGCCCUUUCCAAGGAACUGUCAGAGUCUCUGGAACUCAUGGUGGAGAUGAUCACUGAGAAUGCACCACGGCAAGUUGAUGUCAACUUCCUGGACUGGACGCACGUUUACGUUGAUGCAUCCUUCGACCCCGAUGGGUAUUCGGGCAUAGGUGGCUUGAUUCUCAAUUCCUUUGGCCAAUGUUUGGGUUGCUUCAGUGAAGAAGUCCCUCAAUCCUUGGUGGACAAGCUCAAAAAGGAGGACCAGAAGACGGUGAUUUUUGAACUAGAAGGUUUGGCCAUAGCUGCAGCCUUGUACACGUUCAAAGAUUUCGUGAGGGGCAGAAGAGUCGUGAUUUUCACGGACAACCAGAGUGCCCAGGAAGAGUUAGGGCUGGUCUCCUGGAUAGAGCGAGUGCCGUCCCAGUCAAACCCAGCAGACGAGCUGUCCAGGGCUAAAAUUUACAGGUAUGCAGGUAUCGAUGCCAAGCAAGUUGAUCUGCUCAGAUGUUGGGCGGAAUGCACAAAGGAGAUGAACGUAAGCCUGUCUCAAGUGAGAGGGGGAGAGACGCGAGACAGAACUUGA
This is a messenger RNA of Cladocopium goreaui, 2901 nucleotides long. The record is from the annotation of a GenBank genome assembly. NCBI's taxonomy places the organism in Eukaryota, Dinophyceae, Suessiales, Symbiodiniaceae.